AUGAGUUCCAACCUCGUUCCACCACUCUGGUCCCUGGCUGCCAUUCUUUCUUUCAUUCCAGCAUGUUCCGCCGCAGAAUUUGGUGAUGAUUUUGCCAAUAACCUAUUCACAGACUUGGCACCACUUAUCGCCCUUUUUGGAGAGAGAGUCACUAUGCAGUAUACGAUGAGCCUGGCCUCAGGCUGGGCUGAGAGUUUUACUCUUGCGAUGGCGCCCCUCGGAAUCCUCACGAUUAUUGUUAGUGCUAUUAGAGUUAGAGGGCUAUCUUGGCUGAAAGCUAUUAUCGGUAGAGCCAGAGAAAACUUGGCUGCUGCCGAGAUCGAGCUGAUGUGUUCAACUUCCGUGGAUGUCUGUGAGCUAUGGAAUGGCUCUGAAAUUGUCCGGAGCCUUGGGUCACCUCCCAGUGCGGGAGUUUAUUCUUCUGAUACCCAAAAACCGUGCUACUGGAAGUUUCGACUUUGA
This is a messenger RNA of Fusarium proliferatum ET1, 462 nucleotides long. RefSeq lists its product as uncharacterized. The transcript is spliced from 2 exons. The coding region runs from base 1 to 462 and encodes 153 amino acids. The record is from RefSeq and is a predicted model, not a curated record. Lineage: Eukaryota; Fungi; Ascomycota; Sordariomycetes; Hypocreales; Nectriaceae.